UCUUAGCUCACGCACUCAAAUACAGAGGCUCAGAGCACGGUAGAAGAGCAGCCGAGAGGAGGAGAACAAUGGCUGCUUCGUUCAGGGUCGCCGUGGCGGUGACAUGCGCAUUGGUUCUCGCGACGGCGUGCCAGGGCCUGCAGGUGGGCUACUACAACAAGAGCUGCCCCCGCGUGGAGCACAUCGUCAGGGACGAGGUGAAGAAGUUCGUCUACAAGAACGCCGGCGUCGGCGCCGGCCUCAUCCGCAUGCUCUUCCACGACUGCUUCGUCCAGGGAUGUGACGGAUCCGUGCUGCUGGACCCGACGCCGGCGAACCCGCGGCCGGAGAAGCUGAGCGCGCCCAACUUCCCCAGCCUGCGCGGCUUCGAGGUGAUCGACGCGGCCAAGGACGCCGUCGAGAAGGCCUGCCCGGGCACGGUCUCCUGCGCGGACAUCAUCGCCUUCGCCGCCCGCGACGCCGCCUACUUCCUCAGCCGCUUCUACGUGAAGAUCGACAUGCCCGCCGGCCGCCUCGACGGGCGCGUCUCCAACGCCUCCGAGGCCCUGGACUUCCUGCCGCCGCCCGUCUUCAACAUCACCGGCCUCGUCGGCAGCUUCGCCGCCAAGGGGCUCGACGCCGAGGACAUGGUCGUGCUCUCCGGCGCCCACACCAUCGGCCGCUCCCACUGCUCGUCCUUCGUCCCCGACCGCCUCGCCGUCCCCUCCGACAUCAAUGCCUCGUUUGCCAACUUGCUCAGGAGGCGGUGCCCCGCGAACCCGACCCCGGGCAACGACCCCACCGUGAACCAGGACUUGGUCACCCCUAACGCGCUCGACAACCAGUACUACAAGAACGUGCUGGCGCACAAGGUGCUCUUCACGUCCGACGCCGCGCUGCUCACCACGCCGGCGACGGCCAGGAUGGUGCUUGACAACGCCAACAUCCCCGGGUGGUGGGAGGCCAAGUUCAAGAAGGCCUUCGUCAAGAUGUCCCAGGUCGAGGUGAAGACCGGCAAGCAGGGCGAGGUCAGGAGGAACUGCAGGGUCGUCAACUAACAUCGUCAACACUACUGAGCAAUCCGAUGUUGACAUGGAAGCUUGAGCUUGCCCAUUGGUGUGUUCGUUCUUGGUUUGCAGGAGCGCACGUUAAUCUUUUCUUCUUCUUCUUUUGUGGCGACAAUUGGGUCUUUAAUUGAUUUCCAACAGCAAAUUACCCGUGCAUACUACUUUCUAUAUUUGUUAAUUCAUUUGCUAUUUUUUGUUGCAUUACUUGCUCUGCUAUUUGUGAAUGUGUAAAUUGUAAUUGUGUACUUUUAA
This is a messenger RNA of Panicum virgatum (switchgrass), 1298 nucleotides long. Its product is annotated as peroxidase 2-like. The record is from RefSeq and is a predicted model, not a curated record. Gene Ontology annotation, biological process: response to oxidative stress; hydrogen peroxide catabolic process. Lineage: Eukaryota; Viridiplantae; Streptophyta; Magnoliopsida; Poales; Poaceae. Gene Ontology annotation, molecular function: peroxidase activity; heme binding. The coding region runs from base 69 to 1037 and encodes 322 amino acids. Gene Ontology annotation, cellular component: plasmodesma; plant-type cell wall. The transcript is spliced from 2 exons.